ACUAAGAGCAGGUCUCCAAUCAUGAGCUCCAGCCAGCCAGGGGCCUGCCCGUGCCAGGGUGCUGUGGGCCGCCCAGCCAUUCUGCAUGCACUCCUGAGCCCCAGCCUCCGGACCAGGCCCCCCACUCCCCCAUCCCGCUGCCUAUGUAGACAGCACAGACCCGUCCGCCUGUGUGCGCCUCACCGCACCUGCCGGGAAGCCUUGGAUGUCCUGGCCAAGAUGGUGGCCUUCCUCAGGAACCUGCCAUCCUUCUGCCAGCUGCCCCCGCAAGACCAACGGCGUCUGCUGCAAGGAUGCUGGGGCCCCCUCUUCCUGCUUGGGUUGGCCCAAGACACUGUCACCUUUGAGGUGGCUGAGGCCCCAGUGCCCAGUAUACUCAAGAAGAUCCUGCUGGAACAGUCCAGCAGCGGGACUGGCAGUGACCAGCUGCCCGACAGGCCCCAGCCCUCACUGGCUGCUGUGCGGUGGCUUCAGUGUUGCUUGGAGUCCUUCUGGAGCCUUGAGCUGGGCCCUAAAGAGUAUGCCUACCUGAAAGGAACUAUCCUCUUCAAUCCAGAUGUGCCCGGCCUUCAUGCCUCCUCCCACAUUGGGCGUCUGCAGCAGGAGGCUCACUGGGCACUGUGUGAAGUCCUGGAGCCCUGGUACUCGGCAGGCCAAGGCCGGCUGGCCCGUGUCCUCCUCACAGCCUCCACCCUCAAGAGCAUCCCCCCCAGCCUUCUUGGGGACCUCUUCUUCCGCCCCAUCAUUGGAGACGUGGACAUCGGUGGACUUCUUGAGGACAUGCUUUUGCUGAGGUGACCUGAGGGAGGAGGCACCCCAGGCGCAGUCCCUCACUCAACCAUGUUCCUGGCCCGGACUUCAUUGAGAGGACACAGUACUCCGGCCUCCUAGCAGGGCUUUGAUGGUUCCCAGAGUCUCCUGAAACAGGGAUGGAGGUUCAGGCUGCCCACUGUGCCGGAUUCCUACUAUCUUUGUAUAGAACUGAAUUAAGUUAUUGUUUUUAUAAUAAAAGGUGUCAUACCCUA
Molecule: messenger RNA, 1025 nt
Organism: Octodon degus (degu)
Lineage: Eukaryota; Metazoa; Chordata; Mammalia; Rodentia; Octodontidae
Gene: Nr0b2
Product: nuclear receptor subfamily 0 group B member 2
Exons: 2
Coding region: 22-798 (258 amino acids)
Biological process (GO): negative regulation of transcription by RNA polymerase II; circadian rhythm
Cellular component (GO): cytoplasm; nucleus
Molecular function (GO): transcription corepressor activity; transcription factor binding
Source: RefSeq, a predicted model, not a curated record